Aspergillus versicolor CBS 583.65 is the source of this 1443-nucleotide messenger RNA. RefSeq names its product trehalose-6-phosphate synthase. Gene Ontology annotation, cellular component: cytosol; alpha,alpha-trehalose-phosphate synthase complex (UDP-forming). The record is from RefSeq and is a predicted model, not a curated record. The coding region runs from base 1 to 1443 and encodes 480 amino acids. The transcript has 4 exons. Lineage: Eukaryota; Fungi; Ascomycota; Eurotiomycetes; Eurotiales; Aspergillaceae. Gene Ontology annotation, molecular function: catalytic activity. Gene Ontology annotation, biological process: cellular response to heat; trehalose biosynthetic process.
AUGGCCAACCCCGACGACAAGAAGCGCCAGGACGACCAAAAGCGUCAGCUCGUCAUCGUCUCCAACCGCCUCCCCCUGUCCCUGAAGAAACUCGACGGACACUACGAGUCGACUCUAUCCAGCGGAGGCCUCGUAACUGCGCUCUCAGGAAUCAGCAACUCCACCAACGUGCGCUGGUUCGGCUGGCCAGGCUUGAACAUCGAAGACCCCGAGGAACGCAACGAGGUCGCCGAGGCACUGGCUGAUAAAGACGCAGUGGGGGUAUUCCUCGACGAGGAGCUCGCGCAUAGGCAUUAUAAUGUGUUUUCCAACGGCAUCGCUUGGCCCAUCCUGCACUACCAAUCCGGCGUCGACUUCAAGGAAGACGCGUGGAAGGCCUACCAGCGCGUAAACGAGAUCUUUGCCGACUCGGUUGCCGACUCUGUGCAGAGUGGCGACUUGAUCUGGGUUCAUGACUACCAUCUCCUUCUCCUGCCGGCUUACCUGCGGGAUAGACUGGAGAGGCAGGGCAAGAAAUGCCCAAUUGGGUUUACCUUGCAUACGCCGUUUCCGGCGCAGGAUUUCUGGCGGGCACUUCCGGUGCAGAAGGACUUGUUAGCUGGGGUUCUGGCGUGUGAUUUGGUCGGGUUCCAUACGGAUGAGUAUAAGCGUAAUUUCGUCGAGUGCUGUUCGCGAGGACUGGAUGUUAAGGUUGACGGAGAUGAUAUUGAGUACGAGGGGCAUAAGGUGCAUACAGGGACGUUCAUCGUCGGGGUCGAUCCGCAUAAGUUUGAGACAGGACUGAUGGAUAAGGCUGUCCAAAAGCGGAUUGAGGAGCUGGAAGACGAGUAUAGGAGGAAGAUUGUCGUUCUGGGUGUUGAUCGCCUGGACUAUACGAAAGGCCUUAUUCAGAAACUGCAAGGAUAUAGCUAUUUCUUGCAAAAUCACCCUGAUUUGGCGCCUCGUGUGACGCUCAUCCAGGUGGCCAUUCCCAGCCGCGAGGACGUCAAGGAGUACCAGGAGCUGGAGAAGGAGCUGAGUAUGCUCGUGGGCCAGAUAAACGGCGAGCAUUCAACCCCCGAUGGAUCCCCGAUAAUCUAUCUCCACCACUCUGUCCCCUUCAACGACCUGGCAGCACUCUACCGCAUUGCCGACAUCUGCCUGAUCACAUCGCGCCGCGACGGUAUGAACCUCGUCGCUGCCGAGUACGUCGCCUGCCAAAAGGAUCGAUAUGGCGUUCUCGUUCUCUCUGAGUUUGCAGGCGCCGCGGCAUUCAUGGGCACGGGCAGCAUCACCUUCAACCCGUCUAGCGCGCAGCAGCUAUCAGAUUCCAUAUACCAAGCCGCGACGAUGGAUGUUGAGGAGAAAAAGAAGCGGUAUCUGGAGUUGGAGGAAUUCGUUGCCACAAACACUAGCGCGAAAUGGGGCGAAUCUUUUACUCAUACUCUUUCGGAAUAUGCAUAG